GGCAUUUUCUUCCCCUCUACCCAGAGGCAAGCGGGAGAGAGCCAAAGAUGAUUUCUCAAACCGCAGCAAAACCCACCCCACUCUUUCUCUUUCCAAGACUCUCCUCUCAUUCCAAAACUACAAGAAUCCAAUCCGCCCUUUUCCCAUUCCCCUCAUUCCACCAAAACGCUUUCGAAAACCUGGCUCUAAGGAGGAGCUCCAUUCUCCUCCCUAGACCCCAAUAUCUCAGAAUUCCCGCCAUUUCUUCGAGUCCGGAUUCGAAUUCUGUUGCCAUUUCGAGCGCAGAAGACAGCAUAGAAGAUGUUGAAUCAGCCCGCCUUUUCGAGAAACUGAAGGAUGCAGAAAGGGAACGGAUAGAUAAAUUAGAGAAGCUGGAGAAUAAGGCAAACAUGCAGUUGGAGAGGCAGUUAGUUAUGGCUUCAUGUUGGAGCAGGACAUUGCUGACCAUGCAAGGAAAAUUGAAGGGAACAGAGUGGGAUCCGGAAAACUCACAUCGGAUCGACUUUAGUGAAUUCUGGAGGCUUCUCAACUCUAAUAAUGUACAGUUCAUGGAAUAUUCGAAUUUUGGCCAAACCAUCUCAGUGAUUCUACCAUAUUAUAAAGAUGGCAAAAACGAAGAAUCAGAAGGAAAUUCUAAUAGGGAAAUAGUUUUUCGUCGCCAUGUUGUUGAUCGGAUGCCAAUUGAUUGCUGGAAUGAUGUUUGGCAGAAGUUGCAUCACCAACUGGUAAAUGUUGAUGUUCUUAAUGUGAACACGGUGUCCGCAGAAGUCUACUCCACUGUUGCAACUGCUGUUAUUUGGUCUAUGCGUCUUGCUCUUUCAGUUGCUUUAUACCUCUGGAUUGAUAGUUUGAUGAGACCAAUAUAUGCAAAGCUAAUACCUUGUGAUUUGGGAACUCCUACAAAGAAAGCAAGACAGCCCCUCAAGCGCCGAGCACUUGGUUCUUUGGGCAAGAGUCGGGCGAAAUUCAUAUCAGCAGAAGAAACUACGGGUGUGACUUUCAACGAUUUUGCUGGUCAGGAGUACAUAAAGAGGGAACUGCAGGAGAUAGUGCGUAUCUUAAAGAAUGACGAGGAGUUUCAGAACAAAGGCAUCUAUUGCCCAAAAGGGGUGCUUCUUCAUGGACCUCCUGGGACUGGUAAAACAUUGCUGGCUAAAGCUAUUGCUGGUGAAGCAGGGCUUCCUUUUUUUGCUGCAAACGGCACCGACUUUGUAGAGAUGUUUGUUGGUGUUGCAGCAUCUCGUGUCAAGGAUCUUUUUGCCAGUGCCAGAUCGUUUGCACCUUCUAUUAUAUUCAUUGAUGAGAUUGAUGCAAUUGGCAGUAAGCGUGGUGGACCUGAUAUUGGCGGGGGUGGCGCUGAAAGGGAGCAAGGUCUGCUUCAAAUACUAACUGAGAUGGAUGGGUUCAAAGUUUCAACAUCACAGGUGUUAGUUAUAGGUGCAACUAAUCGACUGGAUAUUUUGGAUCCCGCUCUCUUGAGAAAAGGUCGUUUUGACAAGAUUAUAAGGGUUGGUUUACCAUCCAGGGAUGGAAGGCUGGCCAUAUUACAGGUGCAUGCUAGGAAUAAAUUUUUCCGGUCAGAGGAGGAAAAGGAGAUCCUUCUACAAGAAAUUGCAGACCAUACUGUGGAUUUCACUGGAGCAGAGCUGCAAAAUAUAUUGAAUGAAGCUGGAAUUUUAACUGCAAGAAAGGAUUUAGACUACAUUGGACGAGAAGAACUAUUGGAAGCCUUGAAGAGGCAAAAGGGUACGUUUGAAACCGGUCAAGAAGAUAGUACUGAAAUUCCGGAGGAGUUAAAGCUGAGGUUGGCAUACAGGGAAGCAGCUGUGGCUGUUCUUGCAUGCUACUAUCCAAAUCCUCACCGUCCUUUCACUGAGACUGAUAUUCGUUCCAUUCGCAGCAAGCCAAAUAUGCGUUAUGCUGAAACUCCUGGAAGGUUUUUUUCGAGGAAGUCAGAUUAUGUUGAAUCUAUUGUCCGUGCAUGUGCCCCUAGAGUAAUUGAGGAGGAGAUGUUCGGGAUUGAUAACUUGUGCUGGAUUUCUGCAAAAGCUACAACCGAAGCUUCUACCUUGGCAGAAAUAUUAAUUCUGCAGACAGGAAUGACAGCAUUUGGAAAGGCAUAUUAUAGAAAUCAAAGUGAUCUUGUACCACAUCUUGCAGCAAAAUUGGAAGUACUCAGGGAUGAAUUCAUGCGCUUUGCUGUGAACAAAUGCUCAUCUGUGCUCAGAGAGUAUCAUUCUGCUGUUGAGACAAUCACAGAUGUAUUACUUGAAAAAGGAGAAAUUAAGGCAGAGGAAAUUUGGGAUAUAUACAGGAAGGCUCCACGAAUACCUCAGCCAGCUGUGCAUCCAGUUGAUGAGUAUGGGGCACUCAUUUAUGCUGGACGAUGGGGAAUCCAUGGGGUUUCUCUUCCAGGGAGGGUUACUUUUGCACCAGGAAAUGUGGGUUUUGCAACAUUUGGUGCACCUCGGCCUCUGGAGACCCAAAUUAUUAGUGACCAGACAUGGAAGUUGAUAGAUGGCAUUUGGGAGAAAAGGAUGCAGGAAAUCAAGGAGGAAGUUUCUAUGGAGAUCAAAGAAGAUACAGAGAAACCACAGCUGUUGAUGGUUGAUCACUUCCUUUGAGAAUUCGUUGGAUAUUCUCUAUGAUGUUAGUUGAAUUCUAGGCCAAUUGGAAUUCAGAAAGGGUUCCAAUGAUCAUCCUGCAUGAGGGCAUUAGCACCUCAAGUGUCUUUUCCUAAAGAAGGCCAGCUCUAGUAAGUGUUUGAUUUCUUUUCAAUCAUAUUCUUCACAUAUGAGAAUGCUAAAGAUUUCUCCGAAGUUCUGAUGUGCAAUAUAUAAAUAGCUGUAGAUCCUAAGAGGUAUAAGCCUAGAACGGCCCAUCAGAUAACGGAGUUGGUGGUGAUUUGAGAUAUGAGAACGUGGGCAAUGAUAGCCCUUAACAAUUUUGUAGCAUGCUAAUGAUGAUAAUGUAAGGCACUAGUGCCAUGUAUAAUUUUCUUUGUACAUGCUUGGCAUCACCCCAGUGGUAAAAGAUUCUAGUGAGCAUAUUAGUCUUUGUACAUGCACUAGCACAUCAUCUGGAAUUUUCCCUUUUCUGAAGGCUAUGUAAUCAUAUGUUGUAUGACCA
Molecule: messenger RNA, 3129 nt
Organism: Magnolia sinica
Lineage: Eukaryota; Viridiplantae; Streptophyta; Magnoliopsida; Magnoliales; Magnoliaceae
Product: probable inactive ATP-dependent zinc metalloprotease FTSHI 4, chloroplastic
Exons: 17
Coding region: 48-2624 (858 amino acids)
Biological process (GO): proteolysis
Cellular component (GO): chloroplast thylakoid
Molecular function (GO): ATP hydrolysis activity; ATP binding; metalloendopeptidase activity
Source: RefSeq, a predicted model, not a curated record